Haliotis rubra (blacklip abalone) is the source of this 886-nucleotide messenger RNA. RefSeq lists its product as uncharacterized. Lineage: Eukaryota; Metazoa; Mollusca; Gastropoda; Lepetellida; Haliotidae. The record is from RefSeq and is a predicted model, not a curated record.
GAGAUUCAACCUAUCGCUAAAGGCAGGUCAUCAUUAGAAUCGUUGAUAUUAAUUAUUUAUCAUGAGAGUAUGUUCCAGACAUGUGUCUUUAUGAAUAAUUUCGUAUUUCAGUAUGGCAAAACGCAAGUCAGGUUUUCUGAAAAAGACGAUGUCAAAUUGCUGAGGGAAGUGUUGGCUGCCAACCCGUUCAAAGACAAGGGAAAAUGGCAAACAGCAGCAGACAACUUGACAAGUACACGGUCAGACUUCAAAGUCGAUGCUAGGCGAGUUAAGGAGAGGACGCACUUGAUGUUAGACCAAUUCACAAAGAAACCUGCGGAAGAUUUGAAAAGCUCUGGCAACACUGAGGAAUAUGAUGAAAAGAUUGCUUUCUUGGACGAAAUAACAGAACUCAAGGAGGAAGAGGAUAGGCAUCGUGAGGAGGAAAAGUCUAAGAAAAUUGCGAAUGAGUAUAAAGGAAGAAAGAAGGCUAUGGAGGGUAUGAGUAAAGAUGAGACAACCCCUACUAAGAGGAGAAGUAGUACCAGCGUACUAGACUACCUCAAAACUAAGUCAGAGCAGGAGGCAGAGCUGAGACGACAAGAAAGAACUGGAUAUGAGGAACUGAAACUUGAGAGAGAAAGAUUUGAGCAGGAUAGAGAAGAGAGGCGACAGAGAAUGGAGAUGGAGAGCAAAGAAAAGACAGCGUUGUUUGAACUCUUACAAAAAAUUAUUAACAAAUAAUUAUUAAGAAUGAAAUGUACUACAUAUUCAGGAGAAUGAAUGUGUAACUUGAACUGUACAUGUAACAGAUUUGCAUUGAAUAAAUAUACAAGACAUUGGAAUAUACAGUUAUCUUUACAAUCAAUAUUUCACUACCAGGGGCAUAGCCAGCGUAUUCGCAAAA